GGAUGCCCCACCAGUCUAUGAUGGCACAAACGAGGCAGAGAUUGUGCGCUACAUCGACACCUACAUCACGUGCAGUGCCACGGCGGUAGAGGCGGAGCUGGUGAAGCUGCAGACCCAUGACCACCGGGCAACCUGCUUCAAGUACGAUCCUCACGACUGUCGGUUUGAGUUCCCACGUGCACCCAUGGAUGUCACACGCAUCCUCCAUCCGUACACGGACGAAGAGAAGGCUGCUGAUGGCUUCCAGGUGAUGGCUGAUCGGUGGGCCAAGAUAAAGCAGCUGCUAGCUGAUAUCGAUGCGGAAAAGGUGCCACCGCCCGCUACUGUGGAGCAGCUGCUGGCUUUGGCUGGCCUGUCGCUUGAAGAGUACAUAGCUGCUGUGCGUGUCCCGCUUAAGCGCAUGACCGCCUUCCUUCGACGGACCCCCAUGGAGAUGCGGAUCAACCCGUACAACCCGGUCCUCCUUCGCAUCUGGAGAGCAAACAUGGACAUGCAGUUCUGCUUGGACCCGUACGGUGCUGCCAUGUACAUUGUGUCGUACAUGCUCAAGGCGAACCGUGGCCUCAGCCGUGCCAUGGAGCGCGCAGCUGACCAGGCGCGGCAUGAUGACGAUAACCUCAAGUCCAGAAUCCGCAAAGUGGGCAACGCUUUCGUCAACACCCAAGAGAUGAGCGCACAGGAAGCAGUGUACCUUGCUCUUGGACUGCCCCUUCGCUCCGCAUCCCGCCAGUCCGUAUUUGUGCCGUCCACAAGGCCAGAGGACAGAACACAACUGCUGCGCCCUCCCAAGGACCUGCAGGUCCUGGCGGAGGCUGACCCAGAAAGCGACGACAUCUUUGUGCCAGGUCUGGUGCAUGCCUACCAGAGGCGACUGCCCAGCCUCGAGCAGGUGUGCAUAGCAGACUUCGCAACCUGCUACAGCAAAGCCUCUGGUACCAGGGCAGGUACAGGUGAU
Molecule: messenger RNA, 955 nt
Organism: Astrephomene gubernaculifera
Lineage: Eukaryota; Viridiplantae; Chlorophyta; Chlorophyceae; Chlamydomonadales; Astrephomenaceae
Source: the annotation of a GenBank genome assembly